Messenger RNA from Protopolystoma xenopodis, 1176 nucleotides. The record is from the annotation of a GenBank genome assembly. NCBI's taxonomy places the organism in Eukaryota, Metazoa, Platyhelminthes, Monogenea, Polystomatidea, Polystomatidae.
CUUGACGAGGAGGCUGCAUUGCAGGCGACACUUGAAAAGCUAUGCAGUUCUGUCGAUUCAUUCAUGGAGAAACGUCCAGAUACACGACUUAAAGCUGUAAAAGCAGCUAUAUUGUGUCUUCGAUCGGCCUACAUAGGGUUAGAUGAAACCUGGGGCUAUUCAUCAACAUGCCUGAGUGGAAUUGAAUUUAUCCUCAAACGUGGUCGAACCGAAGAGCGAGCAUCAGCCGCUGAAUGCCUUGCCGUUCUUUGCACGCAGGUUGAUUCUAUAGAAUUACAAGAUUGGCUGGAAAAAAUACGCUAUCACCUUGAAGUUAUUUACCGAGAUGCCGGCGAACCCUAUGUCGUCAGGGGCUCUUGUGCUCUUGCUCUAUCCACUUUAUUAUUUUUUACUUUUGAUGGGAAUUAUGAUUUUCUAAAGGAAACAAUGAAUAAUCUAGAGCUCAUUUUCCGCGGGUCCUGUCCUAAGGGCGACGGUAAAGUCCCCUUUCUUUCUUCCGAGACAGUCCUAUUGCAUCUGAAUACUCUACAGGCCUGGACACUUAUAUACACUAUGCUUCCUAAACAUGACGCUAACAUAAUAGGUAAAAGUAGUUUGAUUACAUUGAUUGGUCUUAUCAAAUGCAGCAAUGUUGAUGUCCGUAUUUCCGCCGGUGAGUCCGUCGCAAUUAUUUAUGAAAGGAUUCGCGCGGAAACUGAUGUGAAAUAUCAAGGCACUCAUUUUCGUAACUUGUGUCAACUACUUAAUGAUCUUUCUACUGAUGGUGCUAAAAGUCGGUCCAAGGAGGACCGCAAAAAGCAGCGGCAUUCUUUUCGAGAGAUUGUCAAUUCGAUUGUACGUGACGAAGCUCCAGACACGACAGUCCGGUUCGGGAACCAAGAGACUUUGCAAAUCGAUACGUGGUGCAGCCACUUUUAUUAUAACUUGCUUUGUGACCUCCUGGGGGGUGGCUUGCCCAAUCAUCUGCGAGACAACAUUAUUCUUAGGCAAAUUUUUGACCUGGGUUCGCCACUCCCCCGCAUCGGACUACGCACUAAUAUUCGCGGCAGUCGCAAGGCUUCCAGAGCUCAGCGUAAUUAUGCAAAUCAGUUUGCAUUCAAGAUGCGUACACAGAUUUUAAGUUCAAAGAGAGAUAAACGCUCAAAUAUUAUUGUGGACGAAGAUGGUGCAUUAUGA